GCAGUCCGAUGGCGGUGCGAGCGGGGCAGUGGAGCAGUAUAAGCGGGCGUUUGCUCGUCAGAGAGCCAGAGAUCUGGCACAGCACGCAGACACACUCCUGAGAAAAGAUAAGCAGAUCUCAUCACUGUGCAGACAGCUGGAGACGCACACCGGGCAACACAAGGAUCCAGCAGGAGUGAGUGAGUUCGAGCGUCUCCUCAAGGAGUCUCAGAAGGAGGUUUUGCGUCUGCAGAGACAGCUGUCCGUCACCGCUGCAGAAAACACUGCACAGGUCACAUUUGAAGCCCCACCCACAGUAGUAGAUGAGGCCCCUGUUAAGGGGGAGGAGACUCCUGCAGAGGGGGAGGAGCCAGAAACAGAAUUGAAGGCAGAACUGGGCACAAGCUCCGCCCACCAGGAAGAGCAAACCACAGAAGAGCGUCUUCAGUUGCUGGAAAGUGAGCUGGGAAAGAAGAGGAAAGAAUGUGAAGUUCUUGAGCAUGAGGUCCGCAAGAGACAGAAGCGAUGUCUCGAUUUGGAGAACCAGCUAGUGGACGAGCGCAGCAGAAAUGAGCUGUUAGUAGAGGAGGCAGAUCUCCUCAGGAGAAAGGCUCAGCUGCUUGACCAGUCUCGGGCUGAAAAUGAGGAGCUAAAGGAACAGCUCUGUGUGUUGAGCGCUCAGCAUAGUUCAGUUCUGGAGGAGAACCAGCGACUCCGUGCAAAGCUGGAGAACCUAGAGCAGGUCCUAAAGCACAUGCGAGAGGUCACCGAGCGCAGGCAGCAGCUGGAACUGGAGCAUGAACAGGCGCUGGCAAUCCUUAAAUUCAAGCAGGAUGAAAUCAAGAGACUCCAGCGGGCUCAGCUAUUUGCUAAAAGAGAGCAUGAAAAUGUGGUGCAGGUGCUGGAGAGCACACUGGACUGCAUGCAGGCAAAAGUGCGCGAGCUGGAGGACAAAUGCCGCAGUCAGAGUCAGCAGUUCGGGAUGCUGUCGCAGGAGCUGGAUAAAUUCAGACUUCAGGCCUCGAAGAUCGACCUAUCAGAGGCCGCUUUACUGUGCGGCGCCACCCUGAGUCAGCUGACCAAUGGGGUUGGCCUACCCGGAGACACCGGCACAAAUGCCUCAUGGGAAGACAUCGCGUUCUGGAGUUUGGAGGGUAAUGAAGCCCUCUGUGACGCCUCUGAGCCUGAUGUGGCUGCGGUCUUGCGGACGGGCUCUACUCCACACGCAGCUGAACUGACCCGUCCCGAACGCUCGCCGGUCAUUAAACAUCGAGAACUGCCCUCCAUCGGUGUAAAGUCCGGCUCCACGUCCAGCCCGACGCCACCCAGAUCUGAACAAACACAUCUGUCCCCGAAAUCUGCAGCAUCACAGCCGGCCAGCCCUCGCAAGAGCAGCCCCACACAUGAGGUGGACACUGCUAGUGAAGUGGAGGAGCUGGAUAUUGAUGUUUCUCCAGCGCCGUAUUCAGUCAGUAAAGCAGCAGCCAAACUCCAGGUCUUCAUCGCGCGUUACAGUUAUAAUCCUUAUGAUGGUCCUAAUGAUAACCCGGAGGUGGAGCUGCCGCUCACUGCAGGAGAGUACAUUUACGUCUAUGGAGACAUGGAUGAUGACGGAUUCUACGAGGGUGAGCUGAUGGAUGGCAGAAGAGGUCUCGUUCCCUCAAACUUCGUUGAGCGCGUAUCAGACGAUGAUUUCAUGAGCUCGCACACGCACCAGGCUGGUGAUGCAUCCCAUAAUUCCCUUCAGGAGAGCAGCUUCCAUAGCGGCAGCGAUCGGUUGCAUCAGCACCACCUAAGAUUCGCCCACAGCGCCUCCGACAGGACGGACACCUCCACGACGGCAUCAGCAUCAGCUCCCAAAUCCCAAAUCCCGCUCACAAACGGCCUGGAUCUAGAUCUAGAGGAGGUCGGGGUGGACACUGUGCCUUACCCCCGAAAACUAACACUAAUCAAACAGCUAGCUAAAAGCAUCAUCAUUGGCUGGGAGUGUCCGCUAGUUCCGGCUGGAUGGGGAUUAGUGUUUAGCUAUAACGUCUAUGUGGAUCAUGAGCUGCGGAUCAAUGUGCCAUUCGGUACCCAAACGAAGGCGGUUUUGGAACGGCUGGAUUUGGCGAAGAAAUCGUAUCGGGUUGCGGUGCAGUGUCUGACGGAGCAUGGAAACUCGGAUCAGAUGCGCUGCUGUAUGCUGGUCGGACGGGAUGUGUGUGUGGCACCCAGUAACCUGCGUGUUGAGCGCGUGACGGCUACCUCCGCUAGUCUGACCUGGCUGCCUAGUAACAGUAACUACGUGCACAUCGUGUCUUUGAAUGAGGAGGAGUGUGAGCUGGUCAAGGCGGGAUGCUACUCUCUGUGCCUCAGUAAUCUGACUCCUAGCAUGCAUUACAGUGUGAAAGUGGAGGCUCGGCCGCACCGCACCGCAUGGGAGCUGCCGCCCGAGUGCCGAGAACGAAAAACCGCUCUGACCUCUUUCACGACGCUGACUGCAGGUCCUCCUGAUGCACCUCUGGAUGUCCAGCUAGAGCAGGGUCCGUCUCCGGGAAUAGCUCAGAUCAGCUGGCUGCCUGUUACGAUUGAUGCUGCUGGGACAUCUAAUGGUGUCCGCGUCACUGGCUACACCAUCUAUGCUGACAAAAAGAAGGUAUUAGAGGUGUCGUCACCCACAGCAGGCAGCGCUCUGAUUGGUCCGUCUCAGAUCCAGACGCUACAGGCGGCCCGUGAGCUCACCGUCCGGACCAUGUCAGCGUCUGGCGAGUCGGUGGACUCACUGCCAGUGAAUGUGCCCGCCAAAUUGCCUGCAAUCAUGUCCGGUGCCUCGUUACCUCAAUGCCAGCCUGUGCCAGCUGCCGCCGCCAGUGUCCUCACAGCUAGUGCCAACCCAGACCCUGCUGUCUGUGCCACGUCUCUCUCUGCUGCCAAAACACCCAUUCUGCCACAUGCUGCUACGCUAGACGAACACACCGCUGGUCCUGUUCGAGGAGUCUUUAUUAACACAUCCAAAACAAUCCACCAUGAAGCGCCCGCGUCUCCUGCAUCCUAUGUAGAUGCCUGGGCAAACCCUUCAUCUGCUGCCCCGCUGACGGUGGAAAUGCCAGCACAAGAAGCACCACCAACAUGUGCCUCAUGUUCUGACACAAUGGUGAGUGUAUCUGCCCCCAUGGUCACACCUGCACCUAUGGUCUUGCCCGGACCUGAUGCCACACCAACACCUACACCUGUACCUGUUCCCUUGGCCACAGCAAGUGCCCAUACCCACACCAGUGUCCAUCUCAGUGCCAGCUCCUAUGGUUGUGCCGGCACCUGCCACCAUACCUGUUUCCAUGUCUCCGCCCAUACAUUCACCUACUGUUACACCUGUGUCAGUGCCAGUGCAGUCUAAUAUAGUGACCCCUGCAGUGAUGAUCCCCAGCAGAGAGACAGACAAUCCAGGAUCUCUGCGGCAUGUUGCCUCCAUCUCCGACUUCUUGGAGGACCCCUGUGCCAAACUUCAUACACCUCCGCCCCCUUGCCCCAA
Danio rerio (zebrafish) is the source of this 3490-nucleotide messenger RNA. Lineage: Eukaryota; Metazoa; Chordata; Actinopteri; Cypriniformes; Danionidae. The record is from RefSeq and is a predicted model, not a curated record.